CUUUAACAAUAGAGUGUACUAAUCUCCAAUUCGUAGGACGUAGCAGACAAGUCGUUUUUGGAGGUAUGUGACGUGUUUGUCAACAUCUUCGAUGCUCGUAAACUUGACACUUCAGGCCGAUGCUACGGGACAGUUCGAGGAUGCCUAUGAACCACAGGGCUUUUUUGACGGCAUGCAAGGGCGCGUUCAUUACUCCGCAACGCGUCAUUCCCAUACCCAGCCCUCUGCACGUCGUCGCAGCAGUACUCUCGCCUCCUUGGGGUCACAUCCACGCGUGGCCCUCAAUAGGCUCUCCUCGCUCUUCCAACGCUCUUCUCCCACCGACCACGAUGCAACACAACCUCGGCAGCGCUCUAGGCAAGGUUCCUUCCGCCGACCCCCUGUCGUGGAAGUUGCGGCCGCCAAGGAUAAAAGGACUUUAUAUGUUGCCCCACCCCGUAACAAAAAGAUCAAGAUUGUAGUCACUCAGACCCAAGAACAGCAAGAAGUUCAAAACCGACCUGUAGCAUCAUCAUCGCGCCAUGAAAUCACUUCCGGCGGCGACAUGUCCACGACACCUAUAACUGCAGCUCACACCGCCACAACACCUGCUGUCGCCAAAUCCACUCCUUGGUGGAUUCGUGUCGUAUUAUUUGCCUGCUGCACGUCUGUUGACCGUGCUAGUGGCCACCGCUAAUCAAAAGGCAGCUAUUUUUAAUUCCAGACAUCACCCUUGCUUUGUUCUUUCAUGUCUUCUACCAUAUGGUCGGGUUUUUUGUCUCGAUGUUGUUAUUAUGUUGAUCAAUUUCUGUACUGACGUUUUCUGCUUUA
Suillus subalutaceus is the source of this 810-nucleotide messenger RNA. RefSeq lists its product as uncharacterized. The record is from RefSeq and is a predicted model, not a curated record. The coding region runs from base 92 to 676 and encodes 194 amino acids. Lineage: Eukaryota; Fungi; Basidiomycota; Agaricomycetes; Boletales; Suillaceae. The transcript has 3 exons.